Messenger RNA from Etheostoma cragini (Arkansas darter), 4760 nucleotides. It is a transcript of the gene ctbp2l, whose product is annotated as C-terminal binding protein 2, like. The transcript is spliced from 10 exons. Bases 16 to 2907 code for a protein of 963 amino acids. Gene Ontology annotation, molecular function: NAD binding; oxidoreductase activity, acting on the CH-OH group of donors, NAD or NADP as acceptor; transcription corepressor activity. The record is from RefSeq and is a predicted model, not a curated record. Lineage: Eukaryota; Metazoa; Chordata; Actinopteri; Perciformes; Percidae.
UCAUUGUCUUCACUGAUGCCUAACCCAAGUGAGCAGUCGCAUUUUGGUGGCUCUCUGGGCCAGCGUGAUGUAGAAUGGUCUGAAGGUCAGAAAGAUAGGGCGGAAAGUCGUUGUCACUACUGUGGCACCAUUGCUGGUCAUAGGAAUUCUUUGGCAUUGGAUGGAGACGGUCACCAUCACCUAGGUCUCAAUGCAAAACCAGAUCGAGACUUCCAGCCCUCCCUGUACAAGCAGAUCCAUAAGGACCGGCAAGGACAGCACCUACUGAGGAAAAACUCUGUGCCCGAUCUAAGCAACAGCCUCUACCUCAGGCAAAUGAUGGCAGGCCGUGCCUCUGCACCGUCUCAGGAUUACUACCAAUAUGACGCUGCCUUAUCUGGUCAGCUACCUGAAGAGUCAGGGUUUUAUAGGGAUAACCACCACCUGCUCACCAGAUCAGCCUUGCAUUAUGGGCCCAGCACUGGGGGUGUUAGCCCUACCCCCGCACCUCCUCCCCUUCCUCCCCCGCCACCUCCUCCUCUUCCUGUUCAUGAGCUGAGCCGUUUGUACAGGGAAACUCUGGGAUCUAAGAUGAUCCCAGACAUCCACCGUAUUGGUGGCCGCUUUUCCUCUCCUGCAGUCUACGGGGUUCAGCCCCCUCAUCCUAUUUAUGCUGCUGAGCCACCGUCUUUCUCUGCUCACCAAGCUUAUAACAAUUUUAACAGCUUGUCCCUGGACCCCCGCCGGCUACCUGCCACCUGUUCGGGGGUGGACCCAGCUUCUCAGGGAAUGGACGGAUCUCUCCCCCGGGGUUAUGGAGCUGUAGCCUCCCAGAGGUUUUCUUAUGACCAAAACUAUGAUCCCAGCUCAGCCACUGCUGGAAUAUCAUCCAACAUGCCUCAUCACUAUCCCAGCACUGCAGACCACAAGAGAAUGGUGGACCCUGCCUUCUUGGCUAUGCUGCGUGCUGAAGGCUUGGCCGAGAGCACUAUUACUCUCCUCCUGCAACAUGGUUUUGAUUCCACUGCCAUGCUAGGAAUGAUGGAGGACCAUGAUGUCCGCUCUGUGGCCCCUAACUUGGCCCAGGCCCGUGUUCUUUCCCGGUUGGCGCUUGGUUGCAAGGAGAGCGGGACGGUUAUGCGCUCCCGAUCCAAUAGCUUAAGCUAUCGCAAUGACGUCUACAUGCAGCCCCAAGGUUUGACCAUGGACGCCAGCCUGAUGCAGCAACCUCCCACUUCCAUCCAGAACACGUCUCCCAGGUUGGGGGAGUUUCUUAGUAGAAGACCCAACAGCGCACCCUCCCAGCACCUCCUUGAGACCACCUCCUACCCAGCAGCACGGCAACUGGCAACUGGAGCUUUGCCGCUCAGUGCUGGAGGAUAUAGUAGCGCUGUGACUCAGGGAAGACCCGUCUCCAUGUACAAUGCCCAUACUGGCCUUGCCAUGUCCGCUCUUGGACAACAGCCUCCACCAGCACCGGGCACCCCUGGAGCAGCGCCCAAAACCUUCUCUGGCUCCUACUCCCCCAUGGAGCUGAUGAAGAGAGCCUCCAACUAUCCCCCACCAUCGCCAGUUGCAGCGCCAAGCCCACUUCACAGCCCCCAACUGCUCCGGAAAGGGAUCAAUGUUGCCCCUGAGAGUACCAAUGCUCCUGCAACUUCUUCCUCCACUCACCAACUGCAAAACCUUAACAACACCAAGAUGUUAGGACGGCGCACUGGUCCACCUGUCAUAGUCUCAACCAUGGUCACCACACCUGACACAAGUAUUCGGCCCCAAAUCAUGAACGGGCCAAUGCAUCCUCGCCCCUUGGUGGCGCUUCUGGACGGGCGCGACUGUACUGUGGAGAUGCCCAUUCUGAAAGACUUGGCAACUGUUGCCUUCUGUGAUGCUCAGUCCACACAGGAGAUACACGAGAAGGUGCUCAAUGAAGCAGUGGGAGCCAUGAUGUACCACACCAUCACUCUGACCAGAGAGGACCUGGAAAAGUUCAAAGCUCUACGCAUCAUUAUCCGCAUUGGCAGCGGCUACGACAACAUCGACAUCAAAGCUGCUGGAGAGCUGGGCAUUGCUGUGUGUAACAUUCCCUCGGCAGCUGUGGAGGAGACGGCAGACUCCACCCUAUGCCAUGUCCUCAACCUUUACCGACGGAACACCUGGCUCUACCAGGCUCUCCGGGAGGGCACGCGGGUUCAGAGCGUGGAGCAGAUCCGCGAGGUGGCGUCCGGUGCCGCCCGCAUCCGUGGCGAAACCCUUGGCCUCAUUGGCUUCGGUCGUUCGGGCCAGGCAGUGGCUGUGCGCGCAAAGGUUUUUGGCUUCAACGUCAUCUUUUACGACCCCUACCUGCAGGACGGCCUGGAGCGCUCCCUGGGUGUACAGCGCGUCUACACCCUGCAGGACCUGCUCUACCAGAGCGACUGCGUCUCCCUGCACUGCAACUUGAACGAACACAACCACCACCUCAUCAACGACUUCACCAUCAAACAGAUGCGUCAGGGUGCGUUCCUGGUCAACACUGCACGGGGUGGCCUGGUGGAUGAGAAGGCCCUGGCCCAGGCGUUGAAGGAGGGCAGGAUACGUGGAGCUGCCUUGGACGUUCAUGAGACGGAGCCCUUCACUUUUGCUCAGGGCCCACUGAAAGAUGCUCCAAACCUGAUCUGCACACCACACACUGCAUGGUACAGUGAGCAGGCCUCUCUGGAGAUGAGGGAGGCAGCAGCCACCGAGAUCCGAAGAGCCAUCACCGGCCGUAUCCCUGACAGCCUAAGAAACUGUGUCAACAAGGAGUUCUUCGUCACCACGGCAGCAUGGGCAGUUAUGGAUCAACCAGGCGUUCACCCUGAGCUCAACGGUGCUGCCUACAGCCAAGUGACCCAAAAUCUCGCGGCUGUAACUUCGGGUGUUCCCCAAGACAAAAUUAUUGCCUAGAUCAGGAGCAGAUACCCGCCGGGUGUAGUUGGAGUGGCUCCUGGUGGCAUCCCGGGGGCGUUAGAGGGUAUGGUGCCAGGUGGGGUGCCCAUCGCCCACACCCUGCCCUCUGGUACGCAUCCCUCCCAGGCCCCGUCGCCCAACCAGCCCUCCAAACACGGCGAGACCAGAGAGCACCUCACCGAGCAAUAGCAGCAGAAGGGAUCCAAACGGCAACAUCUCAUCCGACUGUCGACACCCAGAACCAACCAAUCACAAAGCAACCGACCAACUGGGACCAAGAGACAGUGAAACAACACAAGCGGCUGCCUGUUAAAUCAGUCAGCAACUGGGAACAAACGAAAUGUUCCGAGGAAUUUGUACUUUUAACGUUUUAGUUUUUACUCUCUGUCUCUUUGGGUUCAGUACUGACUUUACUCUUUGAUGAUGAUGAUGGGUUUUUUUUGUUUGUUUUUUUCUUCGGGACAUGCCUAUGAUUGUGGACACAGAGUCCAGUGUUUUUAGCACUCCAGGAUUACCUGAUGAGACUCUGUCCCGCCCCCCUACACCUCAGAGCUCAUGGGAAACGUAGGCCCACAUCUCAACACACCAUUGGGCGAACAAGAGAAAAAAAACUUUGGCAUCAUGUGCUACUGGACCUUAUCCCCCAUCCCCCCCAACCCUUCCUGAUCAUCCCCACAUAUCCUCCUUAUGUAACUAAUGUGUGUUGUUUAGCCCCCCCCCCCCCCCCAUUUUGCCUCAGAAGAGAAUUUUUUUUUCAAUCUUCAGUGUGAAUGACUAAAAAUGGAUUAUUGACUAUAUAUAUUUAUCAUUCGUCAAACAAAAGGAAAAGAUUGCUUAUCAGUUAUAAUAUAGUAAUCAAGAGUGGGUUUUAACCCUUUCCUGGCUAUUAUACAUACAACAGCUGCUGCUGUUACAAGAUCUCACCAGUUGAGGGCGCUUCUACAGUGUGAGGGAUUUCUUCUGCACUUGUGACCUUUGAGACUAUAAGUUGCUCCAAAAUAUUGUGUGAAUUAGUUUCUUUCAGUGGUAAACACUAAACAUUCACGUUAUACAUUUGAUAGUAGCUGCAUUUUGACAUGGAAUGGAUUUAGAGGGAGCUGCAAGCUUCGGUUUUCUCUAUAGUUAAGAGUUGAUAUGUCAGUAUGACAGUUUUUUUUUUUUUUCAUCAGAGUAAAAAAAUAAUGAAGUUGGUGUGACUGUAUCUGAUUCUUCUGUUGACAUCCGGAUAGUUCUGACAGCCAAUGGACAACCAAUAUCAACUUAGUGGCAGCAGCGCACAUUUUGUGACCAAUGCCCUCCCCCUUUAUCUUCUUUGAGCACAUAUCACAGUAAAGACAGGAAAGGGUUAAAGCAAACUUUAUUUCUUAAUGACUCAGGAAAACACCUUUUUGCAGAUAGUUUGUUUAUUCCCAGAAUUUGUCUUUGAAGUAAAAAAAAACAAAGUCAAGAUCAAUCUGGUUAGUCUGAAUAUUUUCUCUCCUCCCUCCUAUUCAUUGUGGUAUUUUUAUAUACAAGGCACAUCUCAUGUUUUUGGUGUUGAAGAGUUUUGAAAAGUCCUGUUAGAUUUGUAUUGCCUAGUUAAAUGUUCCUAUAACCAUAGUCCUAUGUGAUCCGCCCUUUCCCUUCUCUCCUUAUAUUUUCUUUGUUCUAUUGAAGGCCAGGUUCUUUGGGGCAUCCUGUACUCUGGAAGAGCAAUAGCAGAAACUCCUACUUAGUGUCCCAACAAUAGCAGAAGAGGCAGCCAGCAGUAUGUUUUUGUUUUAAGUGUGAGUAUUUGUAUUUGUUUCUUGUACAAGGUGAACAUUUAGCAUUCAGUGCAGUUCAAAUAAAAGAUACACUUCUGAGAACCA